GCCGAUGUGCACGAAGAUGGAGCAGCCUUUCUACCCCGACUCCUUCCUCUCCGGCUACGGGCAGGACUACAAGGCGCUGAAGGCGGGCAUGGCGCUCAACCUGUCGGCCGAGCCUUUCCGCGGCCUCAAGUCGCAGCUGCCGGCUCACCUCCGCGGCCAGGAGGACAGCGCCGCCGGCUACUUCGCGCCCUCCCUGCAGCAGCAGCAGCAGCAGCAGGCCGAGAGCGGCAGCGCCUCGCUCAAGCUGGCCGCCCCGGAGCUCGAGCGGCUCAUCGUGCAGAACAGCAACGGCGUGAUCACCACCACGCCCACGCCGCCGGGCCAGUACUUCUACCCGCGGGGCGCCACCGAGGAGCAGGAGGGCUUCGCCGACGGCUUCGUCAAGGCGCUCGACGACCUGCACAAGAUGAACCACAUGCCGCCGCCCAACGUCUCGCUCGGCGCCGCCUCGGGCGCCGGCUACGGCGGAGCGUCCCUGGCCCAGGAGCCGCCGCCCGUCUACACCAACCUGACGAGCUACAGCCCGGCGGGCUUCCCCAGCGCCAACCUCAGCUACCUGCCGCAGCCGGCCGGCCUGGCCUUGGCGCCGCGCGGCUUCAAGGAGGAGCCGCAGACGGUGCCCGACGUGCAGAGCCCGCCCGUGUCGCCCAUCAACAUGGAAGACCAGGAGCGCAUCAAGGUGGAGCGGAAGCGCCUGCGCAACCGCCUGGCCGCCACCAAGUGCCGCAAGAGGAAGCUGGAGCGCAUCGCGCGCCUCGAGGAGAAGGUGAAGAGCCUCAAGAGCGAGAACGCCGGCCUCUCCACCGCCGCCGGCGCGCUCCGCGACCAGGUGGCGCAGCUCAAGCAGAAGGUCCUGAACCACGUCAACAACGGCUGCCAGCUCCUGCUCACGGCCAAGAUGCAGCAGGCCUUCUAGGGGGCGCCGCCGCCUCCAGGGACCCCGCGCCGGGCACAGGCCCCACGGACUCGUCGUGCAAAGUUUACAAGGGAGCCGCGUUGCCGACUCGGCGCUUCCCGAGACCUUGGCUGGUUUUUGCCCCCCUCCCCGACCGGACUUGUGUGUCUGUGACUCGCGAUCUGGUGGAUCCAGAGCCGCGGCUGUGCUGAGUGUGAGUUUUUUUUUUAAUAUUUGUGCGCGUGCGUGUUUUUUUUUAACAAAAGGAGCCUUUCGUCUGCUGCGUCGCUGGAUGGUGCAGCGGGAUUGGAGGCGCUCGGGGCGCAGACGCCGCCUCGCUGAGCUCCGGCCUCGGGCCGGUGGGCAAAAAGGAGAACCCGUCUGCCUCGCUUUGAACUUAGGACUGAAACGAAAGGGACCAAGAGACGGGUUGCGGGGGAAGAGGAGGGAUCUCGGCAGCUUCCUUUCUCCACGAGGCGGCCACUGUGUGGACAAUAAGGUCGCCGGGGAGAGGAAAGGGGGGGGGGUUACUACUUGUGCUCUUAUUUCUUUUGGGAGUCCUCGAAUUCAGUUGUCCCCCCCCCCAAAGAUUGUAUUUGUGUUUUUGACUUUUUAUUGAAGUUAUUUAAGUAAAAAUGUUCCACUUCA
Molecule: messenger RNA, 1543 nt
Organism: Heteronotia binoei (common prickly gecko)
Lineage: Eukaryota; Metazoa; Chordata; Lepidosauria; Squamata; Gekkonidae
Gene: JUNB
Product: JunB proto-oncogene, AP-1 transcription factor subunit
Exons: 1
Coding region: 5-916 (303 amino acids)
Biological process (GO): regulation of cell cycle; regulation of cell population proliferation; regulation of transcription by RNA polymerase II
Cellular component (GO): transcription regulator complex
Molecular function (GO): transcription factor binding; RNA polymerase II cis-regulatory region sequence-specific DNA binding; DNA-binding transcription factor activity, RNA polymerase II-specific
Source: RefSeq, a predicted model, not a curated record